GCUAGUUUAGACAAUGAUUCACAGUUUUUGCCUGGGGCCACUUGUAUUCUCCCAUCUCCAUUACAGGAAAUCCUCUCCGUGGCUCCUUAAGCUAGGACUCAUCCAAGUUUAUAGGUUCUGAGAGGCAUGGUGGUAGCAAGCUGCUGCCUCCCGUUAAGGCCUCCCGCCACCCCAAUCAGCCCUUAGCAGGCACAGCUGGCCCUUCUCUGCCCCUGCUGGAGAACACUUGAGGGAAUGGUGGAACCCUGGAAUUUCCCAGGAGUCUUAAGGCGUGCCUGUCGCAGACAGCAGAUGAGUGGUCCUCAUGCUGGACUGGACAGAGGUCCGCGAAUGAGACCAUGCAGGCUGCACGUCAAGAAGGAGCUGGGUGCAGGCCAAGCCACAGUCAUCAGCGGGGCAGGCUGAGAGAUGCGAAGGAAGGGGUGGAGAGCUGGGGCUGGGUGUGCUUCCUGCCCGGGGAUCUGGCGACCCGCCCCUACUCCCGCCCUGGCGACCAGGCGGGUGCUGGACGGCCCCUCCUGCCUCGGCCAGCCGCCCAAUCAGCAGGCGCCCCCCGCCCGGCCCGCCCCCUCCCCCUCUGGUGACAGAAAGUCGGCCCAGCCGAUGAGGAAGUGGCCGGCAGGCGGCCCUUGGGACUACUCUCCGGCCCUGAUCCCUCCGAACCCUCCACUGCUUCCCGCCUGGUUCCCACUGAGUCCUUAGCCAGGAUGGAGGCUGUUGUGAACUGGUAUCAGGACUACAUGAAGCUUGCAGAUCCCCGGAUCCAGAAAUACCCCCUGAUGGGGUCCCCCUUGCUAAUAACAUCCAUCCUUCUGAUCUAUGUAUACUUCAUCCUCUCACUUGGGCCUCGAAUCAUGGCUAAUCGGAAGCCCUUCCAACUUCGUGGCUUCAUGAUUGUCUACAAUUUCUCACUGGUGAUAUUCUCCCUCUACAUUGUCUAUGAGUUCCUAAUGUCUGGUUGGCUAACUACAUAUACCUGGCGCUGUGACCCUGUAGACUUUUCCAAUAGCCCUGAGGCACUUCGGAUGGUUCGAGUGGCCUGGCUCUUCAUGCUUUCCAAGGUCAUUGAGCUGAUUGACACAGUGAUAUUUGUUCUCCGGAAGAAAGAUGGGCAGGUGACCUUCCUCCAUGUCUUCCAUCACUCCGUGCUUCCCUGGAGCUGGUGGUGGGGGAUAAAAGUUGCUCCAGGAGGAAUGGGCUCUUUCCAUGCCAUGAUAAACUCGUCUGUACAUGUUGUCAUGUACCUAUACUAUGGAUUGUCUGCCCUUGGUCCUGUGGCUCAACCCUACCUUUGGUGGAAAAAACAUAUGACAGCCAUUCAGCUGAUCCAGUUUGUCCUGGUCUCACUGCACAUCAGCCAAUACUACUUCAUACCCAGCUGCAACUACCAGUACCCUCUCAUCAUCCACCUCAUCUGGAUAUAUGGUACCUUCUUCUUCGUGCUCUUCUCCAAUUUCUGGUACCACUCUUACACUAAGGGAAAGCGGCUGCCCCGUGCAGGUGCAGGUGCAGGUGCGGUCCAGCAAAAUGGAACUCCGGCUAUCACCAAGGUCAAGGCCAACUGAGAAGCGUGGCCUAGCUAUUGCCCACCUAAGUGCCUCAGGACUGCACCUUGGGCAGCAUCCACCAGUGUCCUCUCCACCUACACCUAUGACCAGGGCUCAUGUGGUCAGGACUGAGUAGGAGGACUGGUUCUCCCCUCCCCACAGCUGGUCUACAGGGACUACUGUUCCCAUCCCUUCUCCCAGCCAGCUCCAGGGAUGUGGUCUCACUGCUGUCUGCCACCAGAACUGGAGGCUGAAAGGGCUGGACACUUCCCCCUCCCUGCCUUAAACUUGGGAGAGGAACACUCAGGGCUGGCCCCCACCAGGGUCUUGUGGCCUUUCUCCUCACACUGAAGAGGUCAGCAAUAAUCUGUCACAAUGGACUCAGGCUCCUUUUCACUACACAUUGAAGCACGAGCUUCUGGGCCAAAGGUCAGGAUGGGCAGCAAGCCUGGCAAUACAGGCGGUGUACUCAUUUGUGUCUUAAUUAAAGUGACAGAGGAAACCA
Molecule: messenger RNA, 2052 nt
Organism: Arvicola amphibius (Eurasian water vole)
Lineage: Eukaryota; Metazoa; Chordata; Mammalia; Rodentia; Cricetidae
Gene: Elovl1
Product: ELOVL fatty acid elongase 1
Exons: 8
Coding region: 708-1565 (285 amino acids)
Biological process (GO): fatty acid elongation, monounsaturated fatty acid; fatty acid elongation, polyunsaturated fatty acid; very long-chain fatty acid biosynthetic process
Cellular component (GO): endoplasmic reticulum membrane
Molecular function (GO): fatty acid elongase activity
Source: RefSeq, a predicted model, not a curated record